UUCUCCCGUUUAUACUCCUAAACAGGAGCACAAAUAACCUGUUUUAUUUCAAAUAGUAAACUAUUCAGAAGUAAUACGCCAAGUAUUAAGAAUGCUGUGAUCUAAUAACAUUUAUCUGAUUAUAUAAAAAAGUGUCUUAUAAAAGUUUGUUAAAACACUAAAAAUGAAAAAACUUUUGUGCUAUAAUUAUUCAAAAUUGUGUUUCCCAAUCUUUUUACUUUUCUUCGUACUAUGCGCCGAACAAUCGUCAGGAAAUCCCGAUGCAAAAAGACUGUACGAUGACCUUUUAAGUAAUUAUAAUAGGUUAAUUAGGCCUGUGAGAAAUCAUUCUACGAAUAUUCUUGUAAAACUGGGAUUAAGAUUGUCGCAGCUAAUUGAAUUAAAUUUAAAAGAUCAGAUCUUAACUACUAACGUCUGGUUGGAGCAUGAAUGGCAUGAUUAUAAAUUUAUGUGGGACCCUCAAGAAUACGGGGGAGUGUCAGAACUCUAUGUUCCAUCAGAACACAUUUGGUUGCCUGAUAUUUUACUAUACAAUAAUGCUGACGGUGAAUAUGUCAUUACUACAAUGACAAAAGCAGUAUUAAGAUAUGAUGGCAAAAUUCAAUGGACGCCACCUGCAAUUUUUAAAUCUUCUUGUGAAAUCGAUGUUAGAUAUUUUCCUUUUGACCAGCAGACAUGUUUCAUGAAAUUUGGAAGUUGGACUUACGGAAGUCAGAUCGAUCUGCAACAUAUAAAUCAAAAACCUGGAGAAGAUAUCGUAGAAGUUGGGAUAGAUUUGAGGGAGUAUUAUCCUAGCGUCGAAUGGGAUAUAUUGGCCGUCCAUGCAGAAAGACAUGAAAAGUUUUAUCCCUGUUGUCCAGAGCCCUAUCCAGACAUUUUCUUUAACAUAACAUUAAGAAGAAAAACACUGUUCUACACUGUAAACUUAAUUGUACCAUGCGUUGGAAUAUCUUAUCUAUCGGUCCUAGUAUUUUACCUCCCAGCGGAUUCCGGUGAAAAAAUUGCCCUCUGCAUCAAUAUUCUCUUAUCACAAACCAUGUUCUUUUUACUAAUAUCAGAAAUUAUACCUUCAACAUCACUAGCCCUGCCGCUUCUUGGGAAAUACAUAUUGUUCACAAUGGUUAUGGUAGGAUUCUCAGUAGUCAUAACGAUUAUAAUUCUAAAUGUGCACUACAGAAAACCGAGUACUCAUAAAAUGGCUCCUUGGGUUAGAAGUUUCUUUAUAAAAUCGGUUCCAAAAUUACUGCUAAUGAGAGUACCGAAAGAUUUGCUCACAGAAUUAGCAGCUCGAAAAAUACCGUCGAUGAGAAUUCAAGGUAAAACAAUGAGGGAUUUAGAAGCUUUGUCUCCAAGUAGAUCGUCCACAUCCAGUUCAUCUAGUUCUAGCAGAAAUAGAGGCAGAGGCUGUAAUGGAUUGCACUCAACAUCUGCUACAAACAGGUUACGGGGGUUUGCAGGAGCCCUAAGUGGAAGAUCGGGUUACAAUGGACUUCCAUCUGUGUUCUCUGGUUUGGAUGAAAGUGAUUCUGGAACUAGAAAAAAGUAUCCUUUCGAACUGGAGAAGGCAGUUCACAAUGUUAUGUUCAUUCAGCAUCAUAUUAUGAGACAAGAUCAAUUCAAUGCGGAGGAUCAAGAUUGGGGUUUUGUAGCUAUGGUACUCGACAGAUUGUUCCUUUGGAUAUUCCUCAUAACAUCAUUGGUGGGCACAAUUUCUAUUUUAUGUGAAGCGCCAUCUCUGUACGAUGAUACGAAACCGAUUGACAUGGAACUCUCAUCGGUCGCUCAACAACAAUUUUUGCCAGAUUUAGAGUUUUGAGCACGGCAUUAAGUCAUAAAGUUGUUAAACUAUAUCACACAGAAUUCUGAAAAGACAAUCUUGUAAUAACACGUUUCAGGACGACUAGUUAAAAUAUUAGAAAAAUAAAUUAUAAGAAUAUAUUUGUAUAUUAAUUUGUUAUAUUAAGUUACUAAGUACGUACAGGAUUUUCAAAUUUUUUUAGUAAUAAUACCUGCAGGCUUACCUAUUGAAGGGAGCUAUUAUAAUCUUUAAAUCUAGAACUCGUAGUAAUAUUUUACGUGAACCUCCAGAAGGUAAAAUAAAAAUAAACAAAAAACGAUCAGAAAGUUAAGAAAAAAUAUAUAACUUCAGUACUGUUAAUGGAAUAACCCUGUAUAUGUUUUUUUAUUUCUCUUCUUAUCGUUUCAAACAUAUAUAAUUUCUCCAUAUCUGUGUAAAUCAUUUUUGAAUUAUUGUGGUUUAAUCAAUGCAACUGCUAAAACACAAAAUGCAUAAUAACAGUUGUCUCUAAAGCUAUGCUUUUUGUGUAUGAACAAAAUAAUUCAAAAAUGGUUUCCGCAAAUAUACCGUAGGUGGUGCAUCAUCGUUGGAAACAUAGGAAGUCCUAUGCAAAUUUUGAACUGUCUGGUUUGGUUAAAAGUCGUAAAUAGAUUUUUAACGGUCUACGUUUGGUAAACACACAUUCCAAAUUGGAACCAUUAUGGACAAGCCGAUUUUAAGUACUUUUUAGAAAAACUAUAAAAACAUCUAUUUUUAAAUUAAAACUGAACAGGUAACAAUCAAACACCAGUCAAAAACCGACAUACAUUAAGUUGUCAACGUCAUUUUCAAACUUAAUUUUAAUAAAAUUUUAAUAUUCAGUGUACUAAUGGUGUACAAGUAAUAAUUUUUUGUUAUACAUAUAAUAGAAUAGAUAGAUAAAAUAGACUAAAUAGCUUAGACUUUGUAUUUGACAUGUUUCUUUAUCUUACACUGUUUUUUUAUAAACCUAAGGUACCGAUAUAAUCGAAUAAAAACGGCGUCAGCGAUGGCUAUGAAAUGAAGAUCGCUGUCAUUUUAUAUGUAAAUUUAUAUAGGAAAUGCCAUCGAUCGUCAUUUCCAAGCCAACUGGACGCCGUUUUUAUUCGAUCAUAGGGUAUGUCAGAUUUUGACUGGUGUUUGAUUGUUAACUGUUCGGUUUUAAGAUAAAAAUGGAUACAAUCUUUUCUAAAUUGCUUAAAAUCGGCUGGUCCUAAAUUGUUCAAAUUUGGUAUGUGUAUUUACCAUACAUAAACUUUUAAAAAAUAUAUUUAAGGCUUCGCUGUACAGGGGAGUAAUGUUUGAAGAAAGUUCAAAAUUUGCAUGGGAUUUCCUAUGGGGUUUCCAGCAAUGAUGUACCGUAUAAACCCAGUGGGUUUAAAAAUACGACACUAUCGUUAUGAAAUACGUUUGAAAUCGGAAGAAAAAAAAAUUGAAAAGUAAAAUAAAAGACAUAAAUUAUUCUUAAGUUUCUGAUCGCUUUUGAGGUAUCGCACUAAAUUUACUCUGUAAUUCCAGUACAAAUACAUUGCGUUCUAUCCUUUUGUUUGAUAUUAAAUAAUAUUCUAAAAUUUUCAAUUAUAUUAUUAUAUAUACACUUUAUUGUGUUUAGUGCGUAAAGCAAAGGUGUCAAAAAUGCCUGAUGUGAUAUAUAUUUACAUAUAUGUACCUAAGGGACAUAAGUUUGCAGUUAUCUUUCUUUAUUUAUUGAUAAAAUAAGUAUAUAAAAUAAGUACAUUUUUCUAAUUUUUACUAUUAUGAAAACUUUUUUUUAUGAUAUUCACGAGUUUUAAUGUGUUUACUAAUAUAGAAUUAGAUAGUAAUUAUGAACAUUCAUCUAGUUUACCUACAAUGUUAUAAAGUUUGCAUAACAAAUGCUACUGUAUUAUACUUAAAGAAAAUUUAAUUAUCAUUGCUUAGUCAUAUUAAGAAUCAGGUAUCAAAAUAAUACUUACUUAAAUAACUUAUUGACAGUAGUACAUAAUAACACAUAUGUAUAUUAACAUUCACAGCCUCAUUGUUUUUAUCUGUUAAAAUAAAUACACUAAAAAAAACAAAUAUAGCUCAUACCAAAUAAACUUUUAGUCACGUGAUUAAGCUUGGCCGGCACAGCGUUGCCCACUUACUUUAAUAUAUUUUCUUUUAAUCAAAAUAUUUUAG
Sitophilus oryzae (rice weevil) is the source of this 3976-nucleotide messenger RNA. RefSeq names its product acetylcholine receptor subunit alpha-like 2 (gene nAChRalpha2). Lineage: Eukaryota; Metazoa; Arthropoda; Insecta; Coleoptera; Curculionidae. Gene Ontology annotation, biological process: monoatomic ion transmembrane transport; signal transduction; nervous system process. Gene Ontology annotation, cellular component: synapse; neuron projection; postsynaptic membrane. Gene Ontology annotation, molecular function: transmembrane signaling receptor activity; acetylcholine-gated monoatomic cation-selective channel activity. The record is from RefSeq and is a predicted model, not a curated record.